Messenger RNA from Urocitellus parryii (Arctic ground squirrel), 452 nucleotides. RefSeq names its product hepcidin antimicrobial peptide (gene Hamp). The record is from RefSeq and is a predicted model, not a curated record. Gene Ontology annotation, biological process: defense response to bacterium; intracellular iron ion homeostasis; negative regulation of iron ion transmembrane transport. NCBI's taxonomy places the organism in Eukaryota, Metazoa, Chordata, Mammalia, Rodentia, Sciuridae. Gene Ontology annotation, cellular component: extracellular region.
GCCACUGUAACUGCACCCCAGUCACCACAGCAAGUCCUAGACCCAAGAGCAGGUCAGACAGACAGACAGCACAAUGGCACUGAACACCCAGAUCCGGGCUGCCUGCCUCCUGCUCCUCCUCCUCACCAGCCUGGCCACUGCCUCCAGCCUCCAGCAACAGACAGGGCAACUCACGAGGCAGCCCGCAGAGAGCCACCCCCAGUACACAGCUGUGACCGAAGCCCACUUGACGCCCGUGAGCCAGAGGCUAAGGAGGCGAGACACCCACUUUCCCAUCUGCAUUUUCUGCUGCAAUUGCUGUACAAAUUCCGGGUGUGGAAUUUGCUGCAGGACCUAGAGUCUUCCUGUCCUGAGCCCCUGGGCCUCCCUCCCUCCCUUAUUUAUUCCUGUUGCCCUCCAACCAUCGUCUUGGAAUAAAAUGCCUGGUUCUUUUAUUUUUCAAACUGGAGUGU